Morus notabilis is the source of this 833-nucleotide messenger RNA. Its product is annotated as protein FAR1-RELATED SEQUENCE 5. NCBI's taxonomy places the organism in Eukaryota, Viridiplantae, Streptophyta, Magnoliopsida, Rosales, Moraceae. Bases 72 to 695 code for a protein of 207 amino acids. The transcript has 3 exons. The record is from RefSeq and is a predicted model, not a curated record.
UCGCUCAGCUCCAAAUAUCGCUUCAAACAAAAGACACUCUUUUUUGCUUCUUUCGUUUCCGAUUUCCAUUCAUGGAUUUGGAGAAGGAAAGUGGAGCAAUGGAAAGUUCUGUCGAAGUCGAUGUAGGUUCUUCUGGAGGUCAAAUUUCAGAACCAUACGUUGGUAUGGAAUUUGAAUCUGAAGAUGCUGCCAGGAGUUUUUAUGCAGAGUAUGCCAGUCGAGUAGGAUUUGUUGUGCGUGUUAUGCAACGUCGUCGUUCGGGUAUUGAUGGGAGAACUCUUGCUCGCCGUCUUGGAUGUAAUAAACAAGGUUUCUCUCCUAAUCAGAAGGGCGCAUUAGGACCAGAGAAAAAACCUAGACCUAGUGCAAGAGAAGGUUGUAAUGCGACCAUUCUGGUGAAGAUGGAAAAAUCUGGAAAAUGGGUUGUAACAAGAUUUGUAAAGGAGCACAACCAUCCGCUGGUUGUUACUGCCAAUGGCUUCAGCACAGAGGGCGAUAAGGAUAAGAAAAUUGAAGAACUUACAAUGGAGUUGGAGCGUCAGGAGCAACUAUGCGCAACUUACCGAGAAAAACUACUGAGUUUUAUGAAGAAUAUUGAGGAUGAAACUGAAGAACUCUCUGCGAAGAUACAAGUUAUUGUUGAAAAUGUCAGAAGAGUAGAAUCCCAAGUGCAAAAACAUUCCCGUCAUAGAUAGCCUUGUAAUUUAACAUCACUAGUUACGUGCCAUGUAUUUAGCUAGAUAGAUUAGUGUAUUCUUCAAAUUCAGCUUAACGAAACAUUUUAAUCAUGUACAGCACAGAAUAUUUGUUGAACUCAAGUUCUUUUCUUUGAA